GCAGCGCGGACACCGUCGCGGGCCGAACAGGCGCGAUGGGGUUAGCCUUGGGGGUUUGCCCAUUUUUCUCACGUUCAGGCCUCCCUAUCCUCUACUUGACAUGGUUUGACUCCAUACUGCGAUACAAGUCAUCAGGCUGUUUACCUAGCUAGACGUCCAGGCGCGAAGAGUUCGCGCGGGAGUGCAGCGAGCAAAGCUACCGCGCUACAAGCAAAUUCAUGAUAUCGCUGACCAUUUUGGGCUCAGGCAAAUACUCAAGCUAAGGUGUUAGCUUGAUGGAGCGUCGGGCGGGGACCUCGGGGCCAAAUGGCCAUGCUGGCACGAACCUCGCUGUGGGGCGCGCACAGCCUCACGGCGCAGGCAUCCGCAUCCAAACUCAACGAGGUGGUAGUGAAAAUGUCACGAAUGGCAGGAAACGGAGCAGGACUGAUCCAGCGGCGGAGUCAGGCUCCGAGGACGAUGACCGCAGUGGCGGGGCCGAGCACGAGCGCCGGCGCGGGCGGCGUGCUGGACGCGCCGUGGGCGGGAGGACGACGGCAGCGGCUGCGGCCGCCCGGGACAAUCUAGAGAUCAUAGACCUUUUGAGUUCCAGCGAUGACGAUUGCGAGGCCGAGAUCAGGGUGGUCAGGGCCUCGGCGAUCAGCAAGGGCGGUGCAUCCGCAGCGCCUUCAGGUUCGGCGCUGGACGUAGCUUGCCCCUACGCUGCCUUGCAGCCGCCGCAGCUGCCGCCGCAGCCUCACCAGCCUCACCAGCAGCAGCCACCUGCACCGUCACCGCCGCCGCAGCUGCCACCGCAGCUGCCGCCGCAGCCGUCAGGCAACACUGAUGGCGGCAGCGGCUCCUCUUCUGUCAGUCGCACCGAGCCCACUUGCGCCGGCGACACGAGCGCCGGUGGCAGCAACAGCACCGCAGCCGGCGCCGCCGCCAUCGGCGGCGGCGGCCUGCUGAACGCGGCAGCCACCAGCAAGGCGCCUCUGGAAUGCAUUGCCGAGGCCUUGCACAUGACCCUUCCUGCCAUGGAUGCUGACAUGAGUACGGCGCAGGAGCUGCUGGUGCAGCAGGCCGCACAGCAGCCGCCGCAGCUGGCCCAGAUGCAGGCGACGGCGGUGCAGCUGCGCGCGGAGCUGGCGGCGCGGCUGCAGCGACAGUCCGAGGAGGUGGUGCGGCUCCAGGCUCUGUUGGAGGCGGCGCAGCAGCCGGCGGCGGAGCAGCAGCGGCAGCAGGUGACGGAACAGCCGACGGAGCAGCGGCAGGUGCUGGAGGAGGAGGACGCCGCUGCAGUCAGCAGUCGGCGCUGCCAGCAGGAGCUGCAGCAGGCAGCGGCAGCGGAAGUGGCGGCAGCGGCUGAAGCUGAGCGCCUGGCCCGGAGGGCGGCGGAAAGCCGGGUGGCGGCGGCGGAAAGCCGGGCAGCGGUGGCGGAAACCCGGGCGGCAGCCGCGGAGGGUCGGGCGGCGGAGGCGGAGGAGCAGCUUGCGGCACAACAGGCGGCUGCCAUAGACGCGGCACUAGCGGCACAGCGUGGUGUGGAGAGGCUGGAGGCGCAGGUCGAGUCGCUGACAGCCGAGCGCCAGAGCGCGCUGGAGGCAGCAGCCUCCCUGCGUGCCGCCCAGGCCGCCACAAACGCCGCAGCCGAGCAGCAGCGCUCUGAGCUGGCGGCCACGUCCAAUGCCCUUCGCGCUCAGGUGGCAGCCCUUCAGGAGAAGCUACGGCAGCAGGAGGAGGCCGCGGGGGCCGCCACGGCGAUUGCUGCGGGGGCGGCUGAGGCGGCGGCGCUGGAGCUGCUAGAAAUUAGGCGGCAGCGCGAGGCGGCGGACGCCGCCGCGUCGUCGGCCGCCGAGGAAGCGGAGGGGGAGCUGGCGGGGUUCCGGUCGCAGCUGCAGGCCGCACAGGCUGAGCUGCGGAUCGUGCGGGACAGCAUGGCCGAAACGGAACAGGAGGCGCAAGCCACGCUGCAGGCGAUGCAACAGCGCCUGUCGGACGCGCAGGAGGCGCACCAGCAGCACCAGCGCCAGGCGGAGGAGGCCUCUGCCACAGCCACCAGGCAGUACCGGGCGGCCCUGGCGGGACUGAAGGCGGCGCUGGUCGAGGCAGACGCGCUGCGGGCACAGCUGCAGGCCGCGGAGGGCCAGGUCUGUAGGGAGAGCGCACGUGUGGCGGAGCUGAACGGGCUCGUGCGCGGGCUGCAGCAAGGCGUACAAGACGCCGCGGCUCAGCAGCGGCAGCAGCAGGAGGAGGCCGCGGCGGCUGCGAACCGUAUACGCCGGGCUGCAAACAACGCGCGCAAGGCGGCGCAGGCGCGUGUGGCGGCUCUGCAGGCGCAGGUGGAGCAGCUGCAACAGGGCAGCCGCGACGCCGCGCAUGACAUCCAACAGCUUCAACAGCAGUUGCAGCAGGCAGCGGAGCACCAGCAUGCCGCGGCCGCCGCGGCUGCAGAGCAGCUGCCUGAGGCGCUCGCCGCGGCGGACGCCGCUCGUGCUGCGGCGGACAAACACCCGCUGGCCGCAGCGCUUGCGCCGGCCGAGGAGCUGGACAUGCUUCGCGCGGCCCUGGAGGUUGCGGCGCAGAAGCAGGCUGAAAUGGCAAAAGCCAAAGCAGAAGCGGAGAUGGCCGUGGGUCUGCGGCGGCGGGCGCACCGCAGUCUCGUAGACCUUACCACAGAGGCGGUGGCGAAGGCCAAGGCAGCGCAGGCGGCCGCGGAGGAGAGGGCUGCGGCGCGGGAGGCGGACGUGGCUCGCCUGCAGCUCGAGCUGGGGCAGGCUGCGGCGGUGCAGGCGCCACCGCAGGUGGCAGCGAUACGUGCCAAGGUGCAGCGCAUGGAGUCUUUGCUGCGGGAGCGCGACGCACAGCUGCAAGAGCUUAAUGCUCACCUGGAUGCCGCCGCAGAGGCGGUGAGGAGCGCGAAUGAGAGCGCGGAGGCUGCAUGGGAGAUGCAGGAGACGGCGCGGGCCCAGAACGAGGCAGCGCAGGCGGAGGUGGACCAGCUGCAGGCACAGCUGCGACGGCAGGAGGGCUAGCACCUGCGUGAGCAAGUAAGGGAUGGGCCAGCGGCGGGAGGCAGAAAGCAGCAUGGGGCUGAUGGGGCAGGAGAGCAGGUGGCGAAGGGGGAUGACAGGUGAACUGGCAAUGCAAGCUUUUUAUUGAAGGCGGCGGUACGCAACCCGAAAUCGCGUAACGUAGUAACAAAAGGAAUGGGGCGAGCGAGUAGUAUACUAGCACUCUAGCAGCAUGACGUGUGAUGACUGAUGAUUACAGAAUCUGUGCGUCAGAUGAGACACAUACAGAUGCAAAGGUCGGCAACAGGGCAUAGGACUUGGGGCGGGCCCCUUGGCGGUUCAGAUUGGCGUUCGAUUCGCACCGGCAAGUAGCAUUGGGUUCGGCAUGUCAAGGAAGGGAAUAGCUAGGCCAGGCGAGGAUGAGUGAAUGAAGCCAGGAACCCGCAACUCCCCAAGCCAGCAGAUUGCAGGCACUCACGAGUUUGGAGUCGUGGAGAGAAAUGGUGGUUGACGCUGUGGUCGUGGCUAGCUAGGGGCCAACAGGCGUUUAGCGAAAGCAUGGCUUCAGCAGUGUAAGGUGUUUUGGGA
Molecule: messenger RNA, 3581 nt
Organism: Chlamydomonas reinhardtii
Lineage: Eukaryota; Viridiplantae; Chlorophyta; Chlorophyceae; Chlamydomonadales; Chlamydomonadaceae
Exons: 2
Coding region: 276-3014 (912 amino acids)
Source: RefSeq, a predicted model, not a curated record